Molecule: messenger RNA, 528 nt
Organism: Aureococcus anophagefferens
Lineage: Eukaryota; Pelagophyceae; Pelagomonadales; Pelagomonadaceae
Exons: 3
Coding region: 1-528 (175 amino acids)
Biological process (GO): protein transport; vesicle-mediated transport
Cellular component (GO): intracellular membrane-bounded organelle; AP-1 adaptor complex
Molecular function (GO): clathrin-cargo adaptor activity
Source: RefSeq, a predicted model, not a curated record
AUGAUCAACUUCAUGCUCCUCGUGAGCCGACAAGGCAAGACGCGCCUCACCAAGUGGUACGAGUCCUACUCGACGAAGGAGAAGGCGCGCAUCGUGCGCGAGGCGACGGUGCUCGCGCGCGCGCCGAAGAUGUGCAACUUCAUCGAGUGGCGCGCCGACAAGAAGAUCGUCUACAAGCGCUACGCGAGCCUCUUCUUCAUCUGCUGCGGCGACCGGCGCCGCGAACGGGCGCCGCGGCGCCGCAAGUUGAAGUUUUUACCCGCAGGCGUCGACUCCGAGGACAACGAGCUCAUCACGUUGGAGAUGAUCCACCUCUUCGUCGAGGUGCUGGACCGCUACUUCGGCAACGUCUGCGAGCUCGACAUCAUCUUCAACUUCCACAAGGCCUACUACAUCCUCGACGAGCUCUUCAUCGCGGGCGAGCUCGAGGAGAGCUCGAAGAAGGAGGUCCUGUCCAUCUGCGCGCAGAUGGACGAGAUGAUGGACGAGUCCAAGGAGGAGGGCAACGGCAAGGGCGGCCGCAAGUAG